AAAACCACCGUCUUUUAUAAAAAUUCCAUCAGAGUCAUAUUUUCCAGAUAGAGAAUCAAAUCAAUCACCACCUCUCCCAUAUCAAAAACCCUAAACAGCUUUCUAGGGUUUCGACAUUUCUUUUGCCUGAGCAAAUUUCGGGUCAUUGAUAAGCUCACGAGUGGUUGCACAUCUUCAAGUGACCGAUCGGACCUUGAAGAAGGGAGAGGAAUUGAAGAAAAUGGAAUUCGAUGAGUACGAUUACCUUGAGAAGACCGUGGAGGAUCAGGACAAUCGGAACGGGUCGUCGUCGAAGAAGAAAGACGGCGUCGCCGUUGAGAAGAGCGAGAGAGGUUACAGGAGGAGAGAGAGAGACGAAGACGACUCCGACGAUGAUGAAGAGGAUCGAGUUGAGGGACGGAAGAGUAAGAAAUCGAGGAGCGAGGAGGAGAAUGGUGGUGGUGGGAGGCGAGAGAAAGACGAGAGGGAGAGGUCGUCGCGGCACGAGAAGGAUCGCCAUCGAAGUGGGAGAGACGGAGAGAGAGAGGUAGAGAGGGAUCGGCACAGGGGUAGUAGAGAUGGAGGAGAGAGAGAGGUGGAUAGAGAGAGGGAUCGGGAUAGAGAGAGAGGGUCUAGAGAGAAGGAUAAAGAGAAAAGAGAGAAAGACAAAGAGAGGGAGAGGGACAGGGAUAGGAGAGAGAAAGAGAGGGAGAGGGAUAGAAGAGAGAAAGAGAAGGAGAGGGAAAGGGAGAGGGAGAAGGAGAAGGAGAAAGAAAAGGAGAGGGAGAAGGAGAAGGAGAAGGAGAGGGAGAGGUCGCGGAGAAGCAGGAGUCGAUCGAGGAGGCACGAGGGCGAGAAGGAACUGUUAUUGGGCAGAGACCGAGAACUUGAAUUGAGAGAUAGCAGGAGAUUCAAAGAAAAGAAAGAAGCGGUAGAGCCUGAAGCUGAUCCAGAAAGGGACCAGAGAACUGUUUUUGCUUACCAGAUGCCUCUGAAGGCAGCUGAGAGGGAUGUUUAUGACUUCUUUUCAAAAGCAGGAAAGGUGAGGGAUGUCCGACUGAUCAUGGACCGGAACUCAAGGCGGUCAAAGGGAGUUGGGUAUAUUGAAUUUUACGAUGCAAUGUCAGUGCCAAUGGCUAUAGCUCUAUCUGGCCACCUACUUCUUGGACAACCUGUUAUGGUUAAACCUUCGGAGGCGGAAAAGAAUCUCGUUCAAUCUAAUGCUUCUGGUGCUGGUUCAGGUGGUCUUGUGGGACCCUACGGAGCUGUUGAUAGAAAACUUUAUGUGGGGAACUUACACUUCAACAUGACAGAACUUCAACUGAAACAGAUCUUUGAAGCUUUUGGUACAGUGGAGCUUGUGCAACUACCCACUGACCCCGAGACAGGACACUGCAAAGGUUUCGGGUUUGUUCAAUUCGCUCAGCUUGAACAUGCAAAGGCAGCUCAAAGUUUGAACGGUAAAUUGGAAAUUGCUGGUCGGGUUAUCAAGGUUUCAUCUGUUACGGAUCACAUAGGAGUGCAAGAUUCAGGAGCCAAAACUGCGGACUUUGAUGAUGAUGAUGGUGGUGGCUUGUCUUUAAAUGCUCAAUCAAGAGCUUUGCUGAUGCAGAAGUUGGAUCGCAGUGGUAUAGCCACAAGUCUUACGGGAUCCAUUGGGGUGCCUGCGCUUAAUGGAGCAGCACCAAAUCAGCAAGCCAUUAACAUGCCUAUCAAUGGGCCAGCUGCCAUUCCUGGUUCAGCAUUUCCAGUCCACGUUGCUACUUCCGUGGUUUCAGAACCUGUUGGGAACCCCACUGAGUGUUUACUUCUGAAGAAUAUGUUUGAUCCAGCUACUGAGCUGGAUCCGGAGUUCGAUUUGGAUAUUAAAGAGGAUGUUGAAGAAGAAUGUUCAAAUUUUGGCCGGGUGAAGCAUAUCUAUGUGGACAAGAACAGUGCUGGUUAUGUGUAUUUGCGGUUUGAUACUGUGGAAGCAGCGAUGGGUGCUCAACGAGCAAUGCACAAAAGAUGGUUUGCGCGGAGGUUGAUUUCAGCGGUUUACUUGCAACCUUAUGAAUACGACGCAAAAUUUAAAGGCGAAGCUUGAACAAGUUCUCAAAUGCAGCAGCCAUAUAGGAUAUUUUGGAAUAUGUAUUGGCGCAGCGGAUACCUUCUAAUGUGUCAAGUUGGUAGUUUAUUUCUAUUUUUAAAUUUUGCUUAGAGGUCUUGUGAAUUUCAAUUUCUUCAAAAAAGCAUUGCAUGUAUCAUAACAGUGAAUCAGUUACACUUUGGUCGGUAUUUGUACCAUCUUUUCCGGACAAUCUGCUUCAUCUGUGUAACUUAAGAUUAGAAUUGGGUUUCAAUCUUUAUUAUUUGUAGUGUCCAAAUCCAGAUUAGGAAGUAAUUAGGCAAAUUAUUGUUUGUGUCCAGAGCGGCUUGCAUCUCAUAAGAGUUUACUCCUUUUCUUGAAUGUGCUACAAGAUCUAUAAAGGUUUGAUACUCUCUCCUGUAUUCCCUCCCUCGAUCAAA
Molecule: messenger RNA, 2487 nt
Organism: Cornus florida
Lineage: Eukaryota; Viridiplantae; Streptophyta; Magnoliopsida; Cornales; Cornaceae
Exons: 13
Coding region: 221-2065 (614 amino acids)
Biological process (GO): mRNA processing
Cellular component (GO): nucleus
Molecular function (GO): RNA binding
Source: RefSeq, a predicted model, not a curated record